UAGAAUUUCCAAUUGCCAACUUGUCCGUGUGGCGUGAAAUUCUUGAAGUUGGGAGUCUUUUGUUCGUAUGUUUGGACCCAAAGUGAGUGGAUAUCUGCCAUGAUAGCAGCCAAAAAGUAAAGCCGUCAAGACACAAUUUAAAAGACGGAGAAUAAGUUUGAACAGCCCUUGUGGGCAUUUUUUCCGCAUUUGGCUGAGUGAAACUCCUGAUGGAAAGCAAGUGAGGGGAAAUGUAACUAACGUUAGGAGGAGCUGAGCUAACUAUGUGGCAACACUCAGCUUUUUCUCUGAUAACAAGAGCAAUAACGUUAGUUAGAGCGGUGCUUUUAUUUCAGGCAAAGUGAGAUGGAGGGAGCGAAGGAGAGACAGAGGCAGCAGCGAGAGGAGAAGGAAAGCAACGAGGCAGAAGACGGCAGGAGGAGUGAUGACAACGCUGAUAACGAAGAUGAAGAGGAUGAAAGUUCAGAGAGCGCGGCACUGGUGUGGCAGGAAGGCUAUGGCGAAGACAAUCUGGGCCAUCCCAUCAUGCACUGGGAGGCACUGAGCCUGCGCAUUGCUGAGCUGGAAAAGCAAGAAAAGGAGAAGGCGGCAAAGAGUGGAGUUUCUCUGGAGAGAGGCAGAGGUCCAGUGAGCUGGACAGAGGACAGAGGGCGGAGAGCAGAGAGCUGGGAGGAUGGAGACGACUCCUACAACAGCCAUGUUCUGGCACUCACCUCCCGCCUGCAGACACAGAUGAAUCUUCAGCUCUGCUUCAUCAACAACAGUGAAAGUGAGGAAGAGAAGGAGGAGGAGGAGGAGGAAGAAGGAAAGACCAGCAAGAGGGAAAGUAGCAACACACGGAGAGGGACUGUUCAGGUCCAUAAGAGUCCUCAGCCUCCUGCCAAGCCAACGAAGCCAAAAUCCAGAGGCAUUAGGAACACUCUGAGAAAUCUACGAGACAGACUGAGAACAGAUCAUGGAACACUGACUGGAGCUCGUAGUGAUCCUGUAGUCCAGAGAAGACAUUUGGAGCGCAGUGAUUUACAAAACUUCAGUAUGAAGGACCUGAAUGCUCUUUGUACUUCUCUCAGCCAAGCCAUCCAAGACCUGAGCUCAGAGCUGGUGGGUCGCCUCCAGGUCCGUGACCAGCUGAGGACAGAGCAGGAUGCCAUGCUGUUGGAGGUCCAGGAUCUGACAUCGUUGUGAACCUGCCGAUCACUCCCAGCUGAAGUUCACCUGCCUACCUUUGGGGAGUAAUAAUGUCACCAAACCUCUGAACAAGUGUCAUAGUCUGUGAACAUUGUUGGGAAUCAGACGGUGUCACAGUGCCUCAUCUCAGUCAGUCCCUCCUAAUGUUGGUCUGACCAGCCGAUCACAGUGAAGAGUGUCAGUCCCUUUCUUGUACAUUCAGUUGCAUAAUAUUUUUCAAUGUUGUUGUCUUUGUGGUAUAGUUGUAAGGGAAACUUUGUCUCACUAAAGGAAAGUGUCCACCUGCAGUGAUUUUAAACUUGGGUAUGACAGAACUAGCUUUGUCCAGCAGGCGUGGUCAAUGCGUCAAAGCUGUAUGGUACUGCCAACAACUAAAACUGAGCUGGUCACAACACCCAGGUAGUGGAUGGUGGCCUUAAAGGGACACGGUGACAUUUAUUUGGAAAUAUCCUCUUUUGCCUUCUUGCUCGUAGUCAGGUUAGAGGAUCAGUACAAGUUUCAUCUCCACUGUGUCCACAGCAGAUAGUGGUCUGGGUCGUGUUAAACCCAGCUUAGCACCGUGACUGGAAGCAAGGGAAAAUGUACAGUGUGUAGUUCCCUCCUUAACACACCACGCUGGGUCCAAACCAAAAUUCAGAUGCAAAAUAUUUGUGUAAAAACAUUUUGCACAUUAAAAAUGUACAUCAAGGA
Micropterus salmoides (largemouth bass) is the source of this 1878-nucleotide messenger RNA. RefSeq names its product schwannomin-interacting protein 1. Gene Ontology annotation, biological process: positive regulation of hippo signaling. Lineage: Eukaryota; Metazoa; Chordata; Actinopteri; Centrarchiformes; Centrarchidae. The record is from RefSeq and is a predicted model, not a curated record. Gene Ontology annotation, cellular component: plasma membrane; cell junction. The transcript is spliced from 7 exons. Bases 346 to 1185 code for a protein of 279 amino acids.